Messenger RNA from Ruditapes philippinarum (Manila clam), 349 nucleotides. Its product is annotated as neprilysin-2-like. Bases 60 to 344 code for a protein of 94 amino acids. Gene Ontology annotation, cellular component: plasma membrane. The record is from RefSeq and is a predicted model, not a curated record. Gene Ontology annotation, molecular function: metalloendopeptidase activity. The transcript is spliced from 4 exons. Gene Ontology annotation, biological process: protein processing. Lineage: Eukaryota; Metazoa; Mollusca; Bivalvia; Venerida; Veneridae.
AUGGAGAUAGGACCUUAGCUGAAACGCUUGCCGACCACGAAGGACUCAAAGCUAGUUAUAUGGCUUAUAUGCAGUGGCUGAAGACACAUAGGGUAGACAAAGAUGAGAAAAGAUUACCAGGACUUCAAUAUACGCCAAAGCAAUUAUUUUUCCUAAAUAAUGCAAUUGACUUUUGCAGCAAACUGAGAAGAAAAGAAAGAAUAUCAGUUGCCAGAUAUUCAAAUUAUCCUGUGAGAAGUAUAAGAAUAAACUUUCAAAUGCAGAACAGCAAAGAAUUUGCAGAGGCAUGGAACUGUCCAGUUGGAUCCUUCAUGAAUCCGGGAAAUAAAUGCAAUGUAUAUUGAAAAAC